GCUCCUUGCUAGGAUAAGGCCUAUUUUGGCCUAUUUUUUGCCCUUUCUUAUACUCUUUUGUAUCUUCUUCUUCUUCUUCUUCUUACUCCUCUUCUUCUUCCCAAAUCCCAUUUUCUCUUAAUUCUCUCUGCAACGAGCUGCUUUAAGGCUUCAAUGAAAGGAGAUGAAUUGGUGGUGCCUCACCUGUUUAGGUGCCCAAUUAGCCUAGACUUGUUCACGGAUCCAGUCACUCUUUGCACUGGCCAAACCUAUGACAGGUCCAGCAUUGAGAAAUGGCUCUCUGCUGGCAAUCUAACUUGCCCUGUCACAAUGCAGAAGCUUCAUGACACUUCCAUGGUUCCGAAUCACACUCUUCGUCAUCUCAUUGAUCAGUGGCUCCGGAUGGGUAACCAAUCGGAGCCAAGCGAUUGUGGCCUGCAGAUUCUCCACCCGAACCCCUCCAUUGCUGCACUUAAGCACAGCCUUGAAUCUCAUCACUCCCCUGUGGAAACUGGCCUUCAAACACUCGAAAGGAUUCGGGUUUUGGCAGAAGAGUUGCCCUCAAAGAACUCUUGUUUGAUCCAGCUCGGCUUCUUUUCGCUGCUUCUGGAACUGGCUUUCGGGCAUGUGGAAGACGAGGUUUUAAUUGACAAUCUCAAAUUUGUGGAACAAGCACUUGUUUGUGCUCUAAAAUUGCUGCCAUACUGCAGCUUGAGGCCUCUGGACAUGCUGCUCAAGGAGGAGUCCAAAUUGGAGUAUUUUCUAGUGCUACUCAACCAUGGCAAUAUCACCAUCAACAAGUGUUUGUGCCAACUUGUGGAGGCGAUCUCAUCAUCCUUGGAGGCCGAGGAGCUCCACUCGAUGCUCGAAAACAAUCGCAGGCUUCUGCAAGGAUUGGUUCUUCUCUUUCGAGACAAUUCCGGGGCCUCUGAAUCGAGCAUCAAAGCAUUAUCUUCGUUGUGUUCAUCAGAGUCGAGUCGAGAGAACUUGGUGAGGGAAGGCAUGGUGGAGGCCUUAAUAGCAUGCAUAUUGAGCACCGAGAGUAGGCAUGAAACCAAAUUGGCGGCGACGGCGAUGUCAAUGCUGGAGCUGCUUUUAGGCCUGGAGAGCGCCAGGCAGGCUCUGAUGAGUCACCCGAGCGGCGUGGACGGACUUGUCAAGAUGACUUUCAGAGUGUCGGAUCACCAGGGCAGUGACAGCGCUGUCAGCUCGCUGAUGAUCGUGUGUUCGAGUUGUGUUGAGGCCCGGGAAAGAGCCAUCUCGGCCGGGGUCUUGACGCAGCUGUUGCUGCUUCUGCAGAGUCAGUGCAGUGGGAGAGCCAAAGCAAAGGCAAGGAUGCUGCUCAAGUUGUUGAGAUCAACGUGGGCUAGGGACUCUACUCACUCAUCUCUAGGCUGCCCUUAAAUGUGAAGUCAAUUGUUUGUUGCAUUUCUUGGUGGGUAUUGGCUGUCCUGUGGCAUUCUCAUUGCCGUAUAGGAAAGAAAUAACACCCAACACUUGAAAGAAUCAAUGUGUGUAAAUGUAAUUCUCACAAAGUGGGAAUUUUGUUUCGUAUUAUGUACAUCAGAACAGAUGGGGUGGGUGCGGGAGGGAUUGGGACUGGCACCUAGCUUAGCUAUAUAUCUUCCAAAAUUCUGUCAAUUCCUAUAUACAGCAAGGUUCAAGUCUUGAUAAACAACAGAGAGGAACGUAUUAACCGGAAUUAGUGUAAAACUCCUCAAAUCAAAUACUAUAAUAACUAAUUAACCUCACUUAAUAAAGAAGCAUGUUGAAGGGUUGAUAAGUUGCUGAUCUGUUAAACAUCCAAAACACCGGAAGAUCCAACACAGUGGUCAGAGAUUAAUUUGUUUUUUGAGUUGACUGUAGUGUAGUGUAGUGUAGUGGUCACAGGUAGGUUAAUAAGAGUUGGGAAUUGCUGCCAUGCUAGUUAGUUUAAAACAGACAUGCCAUGUGACAUGAAUGUGGUGGUACUUGCAUCAACACUGAAAGAUGGGUAACUUGGCCCAGGGUCUUGCAAAAAGGAUUUGGAUUUUAGAAUGAGUUAAAAAAGACACAUUAUUGACUCAUUCAUCUCUGGAAAUCGUGUCCCAAGAAAUUGAGUGCAAGGGCUACAGAAUGGUUGCAAUUAAUUUAAU
Molecule: messenger RNA, 2114 nt
Organism: Diospyros lotus (date-plum)
Lineage: Eukaryota; Viridiplantae; Streptophyta; Magnoliopsida; Ericales; Ebenaceae
Product: U-box domain-containing protein 25-like
Exons: 1
Coding region: 154-1383 (409 amino acids)
Biological process (GO): protein ubiquitination
Molecular function (GO): ubiquitin protein ligase activity
Source: RefSeq, a predicted model, not a curated record